Didymosphaeria variabile is the source of this 3216-nucleotide messenger RNA. RefSeq names its product glycine decarboxylase subunit P (gene GCV2). The transcript has 2 exons. Bases 1 to 3216 code for a protein of 1071 amino acids. Gene Ontology annotation, cellular component: glycine cleavage complex; mitochondrion. Gene Ontology annotation, molecular function: glycine dehydrogenase (decarboxylating) activity; glycine binding; pyridoxal phosphate binding. The record is from RefSeq and is a predicted model, not a curated record. Lineage: Eukaryota; Fungi; Ascomycota; Dothideomycetes; Pleosporales; Didymosphaeriaceae. Gene Ontology annotation, biological process: glycine decarboxylation via glycine cleavage system.
AUGCGUACCGCAGCCCUCAGAGCAGCUUCGACGCUUGCUCGAGCCACCCGCUCGCCGCGCGUGAGCUACUCUGCUCAGAACCGCUCGCUGCGGCUCUUCUCGACAUCGCCCGCCUUCCGCAAUGCCACCUUGAAUCCUACUGCUUCGCUUGACUUCCAAGCGACUGGCCCCGAGCAUGUGCUGGAAGCAAAGCAGGACCCUUCGCAGGCUGUCUUGGCCUUCAACGAUGUCGACACGUUUCCCCGCCGACACAUUGGGCCAUCUGCAUCGUCUGUUCAAGAAAUGCUCGCGACUCUCGAUCCGCCAGUUGCGAGCUUGGACGAGUUCGUCAAGCAAGUUGUUCCGGAGAGCAUCCUCUCUGAACGCUCCUUGGAAAUCGGUGGCAUCUCGACAAACAACACUAAACCCACCCAAACCCACUGGACUGAGAACGGAGUGCCGGAAAGCAUUUUCCUCAGAGAAGCUCAGCGGAUUUUCGACAAGAACAUCCCUGGCGUGAGCUAUAUUGGGCAAGGAUACUAUGGCACCAAAGUUCCAGAAGUGAUCAAGAGGAACGUCCUAGAAAAUCCAGCGUGGUAUACCAGCUAUACCCCCUAUCAGCCAGAGAUCAGCCAGGGCCGCUUGGAGUCACUACUGAACUUCCAGACAAUGCUGACCGACCUUACCGGACUUGCAAUCGCAAAUGCUUCCGUGCUCGAUGAACCGACCGCCGCCGCUGAAGCAAUGACACUAUCUCUCGGGCAACUUCCUGCAUCGCGCCAGAGACGCCCAAACAAAACACUUCUUAUUUCCGACCGUUGCCACCCGCAGACAAUCGAGGUGCUGCGUUCUCGAGCUGAUGGCUUUGGCAUCAAGAUUGAAACUGGUGACGUUCUGGCAAAUGACUCCAAGCGAGUCGAGGAGCUCGGCGAUGACUUGGUGGGUGUCAUUGCGCAAUACCCUGACACCGAAGGCGCUGUGGAGGACUUCCGCGGGCUGGCGGACAAGGUGCACAAGAAAGGCGCUCUCUUCAGUGUGGCCACGGAUCUCCUUGCCCUGACCCAACUGACCCCUCCCGGAGAAUUCGGCGCCGACAUCGCCUUCGGAAACGCGCAGCGCUUUGGUGUGCCUCUCGGAUACGGCGGCCCUCAUGCGGCCUUUUUCGCUACAUCUGACAAGAUCAAGCGAAAGAUGCCCGGGCGCAUCAUCGGUCUUUCCAAAGACAGACUUGGCAACCCGGCGGCGAGAUUGGCGUUGCAAACCCGUGAGCAACAUAUCCGACGAGAAAAGGCGACAAGCAACAUCUGCACUGCCCAAGCUCUGUUGGCUAACAUGAGCGCUAUGUACGCAGUUUACCAUGGACCUGACGGCAUCAAGUGCAUUGCGAGACAGGUCGUUGCGGUGACUCGACGUGCGCAGCAAGUUUUAAUCAACUAUGGUUACAAGACUGGACAGCGUGGCAACCUGACAGAUGCUCCUGCGGCGUUCGAUACGUUCGUAGUUGCUACGGGAGAGAAAACGGACAAGAUCGUUGCGCAGGCACUCGCCAACAACGACCAUGUUCGCAAGCUUGACGACCAGCACAUAGGACUUUCUUUCGACGAAGCGUCGACUAGUGAAGGCGUUGGACGUCUGCUGUCGUACUUCCGCGAAGCUGCUGGCGUCACUGAAGAACAGAACGUCAUCGAAAUGGUUACCGUUGCACCCCCGACUGGCUUCGAACGCACAAGCGAAUUUCUUACUCACCCAGUCUUCAACUCGCACCAUUCGGAGACAGAAUUGCUACGCUACAUCCACCAUCUACAAUCGAAGGAUCUUUCGUUGGUACACUCUAUGAUCCCGUUAGGAUCUUGCACCAUGAAGCUGAACGCCACGAGUGAAAUGGCUCCAGUAUCAUGGGCCACCGUGAACAACCUGCACCCGUUUAUGCCGCUAAAUAAGGCUGAAGGCUACCAGAUUAUGAUCAAGCAGCUGGAGGAUGAUCUUGCCAACAUCACAGGCUUCCAUUCCGUAUCGCUUCAACCUAACUCGGGGGCCCAAGGAGAAUUCGCUGGACUGCGCGUCAUUCGGAAGUACCAGGAGCUGCAACCCGGCAAGAAGCGCGACAUAUGCUUAAUUCCCAAGUCCGCACACGGUACCAAUCCGGCCAGUGCCGCAAUGGCAGGUAUGAGGGUCGUCACUAUCAAUUGUGAUACAGUUACCGGCAAUCUCGACAUGGCCGAUCUCGAGGCCAAGUGCAAGAAGCACAGCGAAGAGCUUGGUGCCAUUAUGGUCACAUACCCCAGCACAUUCGGUGUGUUUGAACCCCAGAUCAAGGAGGUCUGCGACAUGAUUCACGAACAUGGCGGCCAAGUAUACAUGGACGGCGCCAACAUGAACGCCCAGAUCGGCCUCUGCUCGCCUGGCGAAAUCGGCGCCGACGUAUGCCACUUGAACCUUCACAAGACCUUCUGUAUCCCCCAUGGCGGUGGUGGCCCAGGCGUUGGCCCCAUCGGCGUGAAGGAGCACCUCGCGCCCUUCCUUCCCGGCCACCUGCGGGGCGAGACUGGCGGCGACAAAGCCAUCCAUCCGAUCAGUGGCGCUCCCUGGGGUAGCGCAAGUAUCCUUCCCAUCAGCUGGGCCUACAUUAAGAUGAUGGGCGCGGUCGGCCUCACGCAAGCCACAAAAAUAACCCUCCUCAACGCAAACUACAUUCUGGCGCGCCUCAAGCCGCACUAUCCCAUCGUCUACACCAACGACAAGGGCCGCUGCGCCCAUGAAUUCAUACUUGAUAUCAGAAAAUUCAAGGACACGGCUGGCAUCGAGGCCAUCGAUGUUGCGAAGCGCCUCCAGGACUAUGGCUUCCACGCCCCGACAAUGUCCUGGCCCGUCCCCAAUACGCUGAUGAUCGAGCCCACCGAGAGCGAGAGCAAGCAGGAGCUCGACCGCUUCUGCAACGCGCUCAUCUCCAUCCGUAAAGAGAUCGAGGCGGUGGAGAAGGGUGAGCAGCCCAAGGAAAACAAUGUGCUCAAGAUGGCACCGCAUAGCCAGCUGGAUCUGUUGACGGGCGAGUGGGAUCGUCCUUAUACAAGGGAGCAGGCCGCGUAUCCACUACCCUAUCUCAAAGAGAAGAAGUUCUGGCCUGCAGUCACUAGAGUCGACGACGUCUGGGGCGACAGCAACCUCUUCUGUACGUGCGCGCCGCCCGACGACACCGAGGACAUCAACAAGGCCAUCGAUGCGCCGCAGCCGACGUAG